GCGGCACCGGCGGGGCGCGGGGGCGCGCACGGGGGGUUCCCGCCGGGGGCGCGCGUGGGCGGGGCCUCAGGUGACCCUCAGGUGAGCUCCAGGUGAGCCCCGGGAGCCGCCAUGGACGGCCCCGCCCUGCCCAUCCGCCGCUCCCGCCGAGAGCUGGUGGAGGCCGUGAGGGAGCGGCCCUUCCUCAUCGUCACCGGCGAGACGGGCAGCGGUAAAAGCACGCAGCUGCCCAGGUACCUCUACGAGGCAGGGCUGGCCGAGCACGGAGCCAUCGGUGUGACCCAGCCCCGGCGCGUGGCCACCGUGUCGGUGGCACAGAGGGUGGCCGAGGAGAUGGGCUGUGCCCUGGGCACCCUCGUGGGGUACCAGGUGCGAUUCGACGACUGCACCUGCGAGGACACUGCCAUCAGGUACAUGACCGACGGGUGCCUGCUGAGGCACAUCCUGGCUGACCCCCUGCUCAGCAAGUACAGCGUCAUCAUUUUGGAUGAAGCCCACGAGAGGAGCCUCAGCACUGAUAUUUUGUUUGGUUUGCUGAAGAAGCUGUUCCUGCAGGAGAAGCCGGCAGGCAGGAGGGCAGACAUGAAGGUGGUGGUGAUGUCAGCCACCCUGGAGGUGGAGAAGCUCUCCGAGUUCUUUGGCCACUGCUCAGUGCUGCACAUUCCAGGCAGGAGUUACCCUGUCAAGGAGAUAUUCUGCAACCUGCUGAGCCCCAGGGAUGUGGGCAGCUCUGCCUAUGUCACAGAGGCUGUGAAGGUCGCCCUGGAUGUUCACUUAAAUGAACCAGAAGGUGACAUCCUGGUUUUCCUCACAGGGCAGAAUGAGAUAGAGAGAGCCUGUGAUGUGCUUUUCAGGAGGGCAGAGGCCAUCGAUUACCGCUACGAGGUGCACGACCGCGCUGUCGAGGGGCUCCUCAUCCUGCCCCUCUACGGCUCCAUGUCCACAGAUCAACAGAAAAGGAUAUUUUUGCCAGCCCCCAGAGGCAUCAGGAAAUGUGUGGUCUCCACAAACAUUGCUGCAACAUCUCUGACCAUUGAAGGAGUCAGGUAUGUGGUGGACAGUGGCUUUGUGAAGCAGCUGAACCAUAAUCCCAGAGUGGGUUUGGACAUCCUGGAGGUUGUUCCCAUCUCAAAGAGUGAAGCCAAGCAGCGAGCCGGGCGCGCGGGCCGGACAUCAGCAGGGAAAUGUUUUGUGUUGUACAGCAGGGAGUUCUGGGAGCAGUGCAUGCCCCAGCACACCGUGCCAGAGAUCAGGAGGACCAGCCUGACAUCUGUGAUCCUCACCUUGAAAUGCCUUUCCGUGCACGAUGUCAUCAGGUUUCCCUAUUUGGACCCACCUGAGGAAAGACACAUUUUGGAAGCUCUGAAGGAACUUUACCAGUGCAAUGCUAUUGACAGGAGAGGCCAUGUGACCAGACUGGGAGAAUUCCUGGUGCAGUUUCCCCUCCCUCCCAACCUGUCCUGUGCUGUGAUCAAAGCUGCUUCCCUGGGCUGUGAGGAUCUGCUGCUGCCCAUUGCAGCCAUGCUGUCAGUGGAAAACGUCUUCAUCCGCCCAGGUGAUCCUCAGAAGCAGAAGGAGGCUGAGCUUCAGCACCAGGAACUUGCCUCACAAGUGGGGGGAUGCAAUGACUUUGCAACCCUCUUAAAUAUCUUUGAACAGUGCAAAGCAAGCAAGUCUCCUUCAGCCUGGUGCCAGAAAUACUGGAUCCAUUGGAGAGCUGUGAAAUCUGCUUUUAGUGUGGAAAGGCAGCUGCGGGAAAUAACCACUAAACUGAAACAGCUGCCAGACUUCCCUAAGGAGACAUUUGAAGGCUCCAGAACUGAAAUCCUGAGAAGAUGCCUGUGUGCAGGAUACUUCGUUAAUGUUGCUAGGAGAUCUGCAGCCAGGACAUUCUGCACCAUGGACGGGCAUGGCAGCAUAGUCUACAUCCACCCUUCGUCCACACUGUACAACCAGGAGACCCUGCUGGAGUGGAUCAUCUUCCACGACGUGGCCGUCACCUCCAAGAUCUACGUGCGCACCGUGUGCCCCGUGCGCUACGAGUGGCUGCGGGAGCUGCUGCCCAGGCUGCACCAGGUGGAUGCCUACGAGCUCAGCAGCGUGGCCAGGGAGGAGGUGACUGAGGAGGAAAUAACCAAGUGGAAGCAGAGGGAGGAGCUCAAAAGGCUCUUUGAAGGAGCCCCAGAGAGCUCUGCAGGGAAGAUGGAGAGGAGGAACGAUGAGCAAUCCAUCCAGGACGCCCGAGCUCGCUACCUGCAGAGGAAGCAGCAGAGAGCCCAGGCUCUGAGUGGCCCUGAGAAGGAAAUGGGGUAACUCUGCUUGGGGGCAGCUUGUGCAGCUCUGGGCUCUUUGCAGAAUGCCCAAGGACUGACAGAACUGCAGGGAAACUUGUGCCAAAGAGGACAAACUCAAUUCCCUGCGCUGCAUCCUGCAGGGAAAGCUUCCCAAGCUUUGUGUUGCUGCAGGGCAGUGGCAACAAUUUCACAGCCUCAGCUGUGGCUGAAGCCCUGAUACCAAGUGUGGUGCCAAUUCUCUGGCAUUUAUUUGACUUAAAGAGCUCUCAGAGCUGUUAUAAAUGCAAUUUUUCUUCAAGGUCGGUUGGGGUUUAUUUUUGUAAGGAGUGGAACUGUAAUUUUUUACCCAUUUUAUUCUGAUGGUGGUCACACAGAAUUCAUGCUCAGGAAAAUGUGCAGGAAGGGCUCUUGUAGUGGUGGGAGCAGCAGGAUUAGAUCCAAAGGGACAACUGCAGGAUUAAAUCCAAAGGGAAAAUAUCAAGAUUAAAUCCAAAGGGAAAAUAUCAGGAUUAAAUCCAAAAGGACAAUUGCAGGAUUAAAUCCAAAGGGAAAAUUUCAGGAUUAAAUCCAAAGGGACAAUUGCAGGAUUAAAUCCAAAGGGACAAUUGCAGGAUUAAAUCCAAAGGGAAAAUAUCAGGAUUAAAUCCAAAGGGAAAAUUGCAGUAUUAAAUCCAAAGGGACAUUUCUCACCUCCAUUCCUUGCUGUGCUGUACCAGGUACACACAAGGAAAUAAAAGUGUUUUUCCCUGAGCAUCUGAAAGAGCAAGGAGCUGUGGUGCUUUGUCAUCAUGAAGUUUGUUUCCUUCUCAAUAAAGAAAUUCUGUUUUAUCACCAUAAUAACUCUGAAACGCUCCAGGGCUUGAGUGAGCAGUUUGGGUAAGAAUUUCCAAAUAAUUGGAAGAACUUGCUGUGAUUUUUCCUGCCUCAGCUGUGUGCUCUGUGCCACCCUGGGCACUGGUUCAAGUGCUGGAUUGUGUUUGAUUGCUGUAGCCUGAAUAAAGCAUUCACCAUCCCACCUCUGCCUCACCUCCAGCAUUCCAGCACUGCCUCCAAAACCAUGGGAUUUAUUUUUAAUAUUACAAUAUUAUUGCUCAUAAAGAAAUUGCUGGCUCUGGUAAUUGUUCCUCUUGCUGUGAUUGAUGGGGAAGGGUUUUGUUCUUUCUGCUUUGGAGCAGCAGCAGCACUUGGGCUUGACUCAUCCUCUGCUCUGAGUUCUGCUGUUUAAUUUGAUUUAUAUUUGCAGUGUCACAGCCCCUCAUGAGUCAAAUGCCAUCUGCACCACCCAGUGGGCCUGAAAUGAGUACACAGAAUGCCCACUGUUCCUUGGGGCUAGAAAUCACUUGGCAGAUCCUAAUGCUGAUUUUUUUUAUAUAUAUAUUUUUUUUCUUUUCAUUUUCCAAGUGAGGGAUUUUCCCCCCACUGUGUUCCAGGGCUUCUCUCAGAGGUUUGGAGAUGGGGAAUUUAAGACAAAGUAAAAAUUGUCUGGGGAAGUAACAGUGAGCUGUUAAAUAAAAUAAGAUUUCAGCCAUGCCAAGUGUGACAGCACACACAGCUCUGGGCGCUGAUCCCAAGACAAAGUUAAGUUUUUACCUGUUUUACGUGCUGGAGGUCAAGUGUGAGUUAAUAAAACACAGAGGGAAGUGUGGAGGAGCUUCA
Zonotrichia leucophrys gambelii is the source of this 3950-nucleotide messenger RNA. It is a transcript of the gene DHX40, whose product is annotated as DEAH-box helicase 40. The coding region runs from base 112 to 2313 and encodes 733 amino acids. The record is from RefSeq and is a predicted model, not a curated record. The transcript is spliced from 17 exons. Lineage: Eukaryota; Metazoa; Chordata; Aves; Passeriformes; Passerellidae. Gene Ontology annotation, cellular component: intracellular anatomical structure. Gene Ontology annotation, molecular function: helicase activity; RNA binding; ATP hydrolysis activity.